AUGGCUCAUAGAAGCUUUAGUGCAGAGGAGGUGCUUGAAAGUGUCACUAAUGAUACAAAUGACUACAUAUUUGAUGGUUCUGAUGAUGAGCUUGGGUUUGAAGAUACUUCAGAUGAUGAUCGUUUUACAGAAGUCAGUGUAGAGAGUGAAAUUGAAGAAGUUAUUGCAGAUUUACAGGAAAGAAAUGGAGAAAUGGAACACAGCGGGACUAUGGAGCUCACUGAGAAUGCAGCUAUACAAGAUACAUGUAGGCAAAAGGAGCACAUGGAAGAGGAAAUGGAACAUGAUGGAGGAAGUACUGAGUUGUCUUGGAGUGACUUGUUAGAGCCAGUGAGUUAUGAAAACUUCAAAGAUGAAAAAGGACCUACUACAGCCUUACCUGCAACACCGCUAGAAGUUUUUCGUCUCUUCUUCAACUCCACAAUCACGGAACUCUUGGUCACUGAAACAAACCGCUACGCUUCGCUGUGCCUAGGUGAAGAAAGGUAUGAGUCAUGGGACCCGGUAACUGAAAAAGACAUCUUUGCCUACUUUGGCGUAAUGAUAGUAAUAGGGCUGAUCAAGUUACCAUCUAUAGCCGAUUACUGGCGUACGAUCCUCUAUUUCACUGCAGCAUUAUAG
Amphimedon queenslandica is the source of this 621-nucleotide messenger RNA. RefSeq lists its product as uncharacterized. The transcript is spliced from 3 exons. NCBI's taxonomy places the organism in Eukaryota, Metazoa, Porifera, Demospongiae, Haplosclerida, Niphatidae. The record is from RefSeq and is a predicted model, not a curated record. The coding region runs from base 1 to 621 and encodes 206 amino acids.